AUGGCUUUAUCUGUGCGGGGUGAAAACCGACCCCAACAUUCGACUGGGACUUCAUUUAUCCGUGGAAGAGGACGAUUUUCGAGAGUCCUGAAGAAAUGUUGGUGUGGAGAAGCAAUUGUGUCGAAAAUCUCAAAAUCUGAUGCGAAUCGGUACAGGAGAUACUUCAGGUGUGCUGCUGCUGUACAACAAAAGCUUAUCAAUGAUAAUCAUACAUUCAUGUGGGUUGAUGAGGCUGUGUUGAAUGAGUUAGAAGCAUUAGUGCUUAGAACUGAGAGACUUGAACAAGAGGUGAGACAAAAUUCAAUGGAGGCCGAUGAUGAGAAGGGUAAAAAGCUUCAUAUGAAGAUAGAGAAAGAGAUCUGCGAAAGAGUGGAAGAAGUGCUACUUGAAGCUAAAACCGAGAUGAAGAGAAUGUUGUUCCUUGUGUGUCUAGGAUGUGUGAUUAUCUUAGGUUGUAGUAAGGUAUUAGGUUGA
This is a messenger RNA of Eutrema salsugineum, 474 nucleotides long. RefSeq lists its product as uncharacterized. Gene Ontology annotation, molecular function: zinc ion binding. The record is from RefSeq and is a predicted model, not a curated record. Bases 1 to 474 code for a protein of 157 amino acids. The transcript has 2 exons. Lineage: Eukaryota; Viridiplantae; Streptophyta; Magnoliopsida; Brassicales; Brassicaceae.